Messenger RNA from Daphnia magna, 2622 nucleotides. Its product is annotated as feline leukemia virus subgroup C receptor-related protein 2. The transcript has 13 exons. Gene Ontology annotation, biological process: heme export; transmembrane transport. Gene Ontology annotation, cellular component: membrane. Lineage: Eukaryota; Metazoa; Arthropoda; Branchiopoda; Diplostraca; Daphniidae. Gene Ontology annotation, molecular function: heme binding; heme transmembrane transporter activity. The record is from RefSeq and is a predicted model, not a curated record. The coding region runs from base 641 to 2080 and encodes 479 amino acids.
UCUUCUUGUUCACAUGAUACACGAGUCAGUAGAUUCCCAAGUCACAAAGCAUCAGCAUCCGUCAUUUAACGCCGAGAGGAAAUCAUAUAUAGCCGUGCAUGGAUGGGAGAGCGUGUGGUCUAUUCCCCCCAUCGCGCCACGUGAGCAGCAGCUUCCCAGUACCGAAUGCGAGACGAGAUACGCGAACCUUAGUUAUAUGAAGGCUGGCUAAACGUUGAAACCAGAGGACUAUCCAGUUCUAAGGUUACUAGGGUAAAAAAACCACAGCUGAAAGCCUCCAAUUGUGAUUCGUUUCUUUUGCUCUGUGUGUUCAUCGUCUCAGGAGGUUGCCUCCAUUAUCGUCUUCCAAAUUCACAAGUGCAGUGCCUUCUUUUGCCACGUUCGUCCAGAACACCAGAUACCGUUAGGAAAAUCUCAUUAAAAAAAAUUCGUGGCGUCCUCAAGAUUCAUGGCUGGCAACAUAACCGCAUUAGAUUUCAUGCUGUAUUUGUCCUAGGAUCGGGCGCUUGGCACUACGUUUGGCACAAACUUUAGUAGACACAACUGGAGGCCAGUGAACCCUCGCGAAAGUAUCAACUGAAAAGUAGUGACAACACAAAAGAAUCAUUAGAUUUGCAUAGGUCACGAAGCCAAACACACCAUGACGAGCUAUCAAAUUGUUCCGACCGUUCAACCUGUUUCAACUGGACCUCAGCGUGGCCCUAGUAAAACAGACGUGUCAGAAGAGACCCAAAAGUUAAAUGGCGAUGGCGUACGCGAAGAGCUUUUUCUAUCCCCGCUGCCAACGCAAACGAAAGUGUACCGACGUCGAUGGCUAAUGCUUGUCAUAUUCAUACUGGUUUCAAUGUCAAGUGCCUUCCAAUGGAUCCAAUUCUCCAUCAUCACCAAUUUGAUUAUGAAAUACUACAACGUUGACUCAACCACCGUUGAUUGGACUUCCCUUGUUUAUAUGGUCACUUACAUUCCGCUCAUUUUUCCUGGAGCCUGGAUUAUGGAUAAAGUGGGAUUGCGCGUGACGCUGCUAAUGGGCUCUUUUGGAACGGCUUUGGGAUCGUGGAUUAAAGUAUUAGGCGCGGCUCCCGAUCUUUUCUACGUGGCUCUCAUUGGCCAGACAAUUACAGCCAUGUCUCAGGUCUUUAUUCUCGGUGUUCCACCCAACGUCGCCGCCGUCUGGUUCGGAGCCGAACAAGUUUCGUCUGCUUGCUCUAUAGGCGUCUUUGGAAACCAGCUAGGUAUCGCUUUAGGAUUUUUGUUGCCCCCAAUAAUGGUACAAGAUCACGAUAAUGUCGAAGACAUCGGUGCUGAUUUGAAACGCAUGUUUUACAUCGUGGCGGGCGUUUGCACAGCCUUUUUCUUGCUUGUCCUCGUCGCUUUUCAAGCCAAACCGCCACUUCCACCGAACGCGGCACGCGCUACACCUCAAUCCGCCGAGCCGGUGACUUAUUACCAGUCAAUCACAAAGAUCGUAACCAAUCGCAAUUACAUCUUGCUCUUGAUUACGUACGGCAUCAACGCGGGUGUUUUUUACGCCAUGUCUACGCUGCUCAACCAAACUGUGCUCAAACAUUUUCCGGGCGAAGAAGAAAACGCUGGUCGAAUUGGUUUGACUAUCGUCGUUUGCGGAAUGUUUGGUUCGGUAGUGUGUGGUAUUGUUCUUGAUAAAACGCACAAAUUCAGGGAAACCACUCUUGUGGUGUACGGAUUAGCAGUGGCCGGAAUGGUUGCCUAUACCUUUACAUUCGAGCUCCAGUAUAUUGUCGUAACGUUCGUCACAGCUGGAGCCGUUGGGUUCUUUAUGACAGGAUAUCUUCCUGUCGGAUUCGAAUUCGCAGCUGAAUUAACAUACCCCGAGCCAGAAGUGACUUCAUCCGGUUUGCUCAACGCGUCCGCACAAGUAUUCGGCAUUGUCUUCACAAUCAUGGGUGGUUGGCUGUUAAACAGCUACGGUGAUCUCGUUUGCAACGGCAUAUUGUCGGCAGCGUUGUUCGUCGGGGCCGCAUUGUCGUUCUUUAUUCGUUCGGAUCUCAGACGCCAACGAGCCAAUCAAAUAGAAGCCUUACGAUUAAACGGGCCAUUUUAAAAACCCAGUUUGGAUCCCCCACGGUUGUUGGGCAUGAUGUCAGCACGUUCAUUAGCAUAUAGCAUGUGUAGUUAGUUAGGUAUUACUUUUGGUGUGACGCGUGUUCAUUUUCAAAAUGUGAUGCUUCUUCUUCAGUGUGAUGCUCUGCUGAGGUGAAAGGUGAUGAUUUCUACGUACAGUAUAUAUAUUGGCAGUGUUAUAUUUAUAUAUAGUGUUGUUGUAGAAAUGGCUGUCUUCCGUACAAACCAGGGAAUGCAAAGUUCAUGCAAAUAGCUUUAUUAAAAAUAUAUAGUAUUACGCAUUUCAGAAUAAUCUUGACAACUUCUGAAAACGUUUUAAUUUUAAAAACUACACACUUUAAAUUGACCAAAUUUUCAAAUUAGAAUCAAAGUUUUGCAGUAUAUACUACAAUUGAUUCAAAUGCUAUGAUUGAUGUUAGGAGCUAUAAAACAACUGAUGACUAAAUCAUCUGCUUUAACACUGUAAGCCUGCCCAUUGUGUACAACUUUGCUUCAUGAAAUAAAAAUGCAUCAAAACUUGAA